Molecule: messenger RNA, 2489 nt
Organism: Formica exsecta
Lineage: Eukaryota; Metazoa; Arthropoda; Insecta; Hymenoptera; Formicidae
Exons: 4
Coding region: 444-1544 (366 amino acids)
Source: RefSeq, a predicted model, not a curated record
CGCAGCGCUCAUUCAUUACGUACAGCUGAGCUGGCCCCUCGUGACACGGAUGUCUCUAAAUGAGAGACUACGGUAAAUACGGUAUCGCGAUUGUGUGUGCUCGAUAUGUGUGCGAUCUUUCGCACGACGAAUAACAAUAUCUGACGAAUUAUACGCUUAAGGGAAUUAUCGUGAAAGAAACAAUCUCUCGAGCCAUCGAACAAAUCCAAUAGAAGAAACGUGACUAGAUUUUAUCAAGUGUAUUAGACCUACAGUUUGAUUUUUUUUAGAAUUGCCGACUGGGUCAGUGAAAUGAAUGAGGAAUCUUCAAUGAGAUGAAUGGAGGGGAGACUUAUUCCGGUUAUGUAACAGAGAUCGUGAACUUCUAGUUAGCAGUGGACUACAGCUGGGAAUUCUACGAGCGAUUCUAGAAUCCGCUGGCGAUAUUAUUUUUCCCUUUCGAUAUGGCCGACCCAGAUUUCCGCACCAAGUCGAGGGAGCAGUGCCGGUGCGGAGACUGCGACUUCAUAAGACGGGAAUUGAUACCGGAGAUGGUGCACGACCGUCGUUUCUGCGAGUCCGGCUCGAGGGAGUUUGUCGAGUUCGAUUCCGUUGACAUAGAGCAUCUCGACGGGAUUCGCGAUUAUACGACCAGGUUAUACCGGGUGACGGCGCGGGUAAAAUUUUCCGGCGAGACUUGCAGCUUCCCUCUCGUUAUCAAGUUGCCCAAGGCAGACGCGGAAUCUCCGCCGUCCGGCCCUUUUCAAAACGAAGAGAUGUUUUAUAGCAAGAUGACACUCGAGUACGGAACGGACGGUAUACCCAAGUGUUACCUAUCCGACUUGGGUCGAUACGGUCGGCCGGUCAUAGUAUUGGAGGAUCUGUCCGCGCGCGGUUACGCACAUGUAAAGGAUAAAUUAGACGAGGAUCACUUGAAAUUGUGCGUAAAAGCUUUGGCGGCAUUUCACGGCAGAGGAUUGAGGCUGAAAGCGCGCAAGUUUCCCAUUUUCCGAGAGUUCUAUGCGAAACUGUCUGUGCCGGACAGCUUGUAUUCUGAUCAACAAAUGCUCGAUGCCAGCGUACAUUUGAGCUUCGCAUCACUCGAAUCAAAUCUCGUUGAGAAAAUAAAAGGAAAGCUACACGUAAUGGAAAGUUUGUCCACGGAGAUCAACGACGUUUCGAUCGUUUGCCACGGUCAUUUCACGCGGGAUAACGUAUUGUUCAAGCACGAGAACGGCAAACCGAGCGACGUAAAGAUGAUCGAUUGGGAAACAAUGAGGUACUGCUCGCCGGCGAUCGAUUUCGCUCUUAUUCUCUUCACCAAUAUACCCGACGAAAGUGAACUGCCGAAAGUCGAGGCAUUCUGCCGGAACAUUUUGCGAUUUUAUUUGGACACCGUGAAGGGGGAGUAUCCGGAAGUGGAGCGCGAACUUUUGGAACGAGACAUUAUCGCCAAGCUGCUGCUGGGGUAUAUUAGCUUGUGCGAUGACGACCCGAUUAGAAUCACGUACCAAGAACUGGGGAUGAUGUUGCACGUGCUCGAUGGUCUAGGUAGCCUCGAUUAGAACCGCUCCCGUUGUGUACAUUGGCAGUUUAUUUGAUCUUCUACGAUGUACGCUAUACUUGUUCCACGUGUUAAGCUUUAUCACAACUUUAGCGCGCGUGUUCGCGAUAAGGACAUACUAUAUCGAAGGGAGUGUUAUUGGCAGAUAUAAAAGGGUGUGUCUAAAAAAGCAUAUGUUAUCGCUUUACAUUUUACAAAUUAUUAUAUCAUCGAUGUUUAAAAUUCGAGAUAUUUUUUGUAUUAGUUCGUGAAAAAAUAAUUUUCCGUUUUAUAAUUAUUCGCACAUAUUUCAAUUAUUCGUUUUGAAAUUAUAAAAUUAUUCACCGUGUUUAAUUCUUGCAACUCUUAUCAAUGUCUGCAAAAACGAGAAAAAUGCAGCAAUUUUUAAAAAGCACGGAUUAAUCGCGUCGCAACAAAUUAUAAUUAUUAAUAUCAUUCUUUUUCGACUGUAAUUAAUUAACUCUAUAUGAUGUCACGAAAGCUUUAUUAUCGCUUUAUUAUCUUUGUUUUAGUAUUCAGUUCAUUACAUUUACACGAUUAAGAUGCUUAUUUUUUACACGUGAUGAAUGUAUCGUAUAACAGUUGCCGUUAUGAUAUAUAACGUCCACGUCCAGCAAUGAAAUGCAGUAUGCCUUGUUUCUCGGAAAUGCAAGCUCGUAUUGUUACUACGGAUUACGCUGCUCUCGAUGCUGAUAUUACCCUAGUUUGAUAUUUUUAGAUUUAUUUGCCAUCCACAUCUUCAUUAAUCUGCAUUACGUAUUUAUCGAAAUCCCCGUUAGGAUAAUUCCGAUAAAAACUUUCGAAAUAAGAGUAGUUGUACAUAUAAAAAAAUUAUUAUCGAAAGAAUAUUUCUCAAUUAUGUAAUUUUAAGUGGCGAUUAAAUUUAUGAAAUAUUCAUAUAUAUAUAUAUAUAUGUUUAAGUAUCUCCUUUUCAAAUAUAAACGAU